GCCGCAGUUGUUCAAAGUGCAAAGCCAUCUCAAGCAUCUCACCUGUGAAUCCUCGGUGGCCUCCCUGCCGCUCGCCGCGCGACCCACGAGGCAGCACGUCGCAAGCUCGCCGGCCCUUGCCGCGCUGAACUUGCCAAACGGGAACGCGGCCGCCGCGGUUGCUGAGCUGCAGUCAUGGGCGACAAGAACGCCACUUACAUUAUAGAGCGGGCAAAAAGGAGCGGGGCCGCCUGCCAAGCUUGUGGCAGCACGAUUGGCAAGGGUGAGCUGCGCCUGAACUGCCAGUUCUGGCACCCCGGCACGCAGUCCCUGUGGAACGCGCGCAGGCACAUCGGCUGCGUCACCGGGCGUGUGGCGCUCAACACCCUCAGCAAGCACGGCGGCGUCUCGCAGCUGCCGGGCUUUGACGAGCUGACGGCAGAGGAGCAGAAGGAGGUCGAGGAGCUGUGGCUCUCGGCCAUCAGGGAUGACGCCACGGAGGGCCUCGCGCGCGAGAAGUUGGGCCGCUCCCGCAAGCGCGCGACUGGCUGCCAGAAGGAGGCUCUGGACUUCAUCCAGCGGCACCACCCCGAUAUCGUGGCCGCACUGAACGAGGACGCGCAGCUGAUUGCGGCGGAGGAACAGCAGCUGGAGGCACAGGCCGACCCGGAGAAGUUGGCCCGCACCAACAGGAAACGUGCCAAGCAGGACGCCGCCGCAGCCACGGCCGUGGGGCAGCAGCAGCAGGCCGGGAGUGAGGCCCGGGCCGCGGCGGGCGCCGGCGGCGGCGGCAACGCCUUUGCUUCGCCCGCUGCGGCGGCGGCGCUGAUGACGCCGCUGCAGCUGAUGCCGGGCCUGCUGCUGCCGAGCUUCCCGCCGGGCCUCCUGCCAGGCCUGAGCGCCAGCGCCACGGGCCUACCGGCGGGCACGCCGGGCACGCCGGCCACGCCGGCUGAGAGCCUGUCGCAAAUGGCCAAGCUGCCGCCCGCGCAGCUGCUGGCGAUCAAUGCUUACCUGUCCCAACUGCUGCUGGCGCGCAAGGCCGCCGCCGCCGCCGCCGGCGUCGACGUCGGUGGUGCAGCCUGCGGCGCUGCUGGCGUCGCUGCGGGCGCGGCCGGUAAUCCCGACGCGGCUGCGGCCGCGGCGCUGGCUGGGGGCGUCAUCACGCCGGAGCCGCUGGUGGCGCCGGGCGAGAUGGGCAUGAAACAGGAGCUGGGUGUGAAGCAGGAGCUGCUGGACUCGUUCACAGCCGCCGCAGCCGCCGUCGCCCCGACACAACCGGCGGCGGCGGCGGACUUUUCCUCGCUGCUGACGUCACCGCAGCUGCUGGCACCUGGCACGCCCACCCGCCAGCUGUCGGCGAUGUUCACCACGGCCGCUGCAGGCGGGUACGAUGGCAGCUACGGUAGCGGCGGCCUCAGCGGCGGCGGCUACGGCAGCCUAAGUGGCGGCGAUGGAGGCGGCGGCCGCGAUGCGGCCAAGCCGCUGCGCACGUCCACUCGCCGCCGCAAGGCACCAGUCCAGGAUGACGUGUUUGUGUACGGAGCGGAGGCGGAGGCAGAGCUAGAGGUGGAGGUGGGAGCAGAUGGCGGUGGCUGGGAUGGCAGUGGCGCCGUUGCUGUGGCCAAGGCACGCAGCGGGCGCGGCCGUGGCCGUGGCCGUGGGGGGCGCCGCGGGCGCGCGGGUGCUGAGCAGGACGACCCUGACUUUGUCGCGUAAGUGGCCGGCCAGCCAGCCAGCCAGCCAGCCAGCCAGCCAUACAUGACAACGCCAUGACUACUGCAGAUGCCGGGUGCUGUGGCGGCCGUGCAGUACCGUAUGCAGCGGGGCAUGCGUGCGGUGGCGGCGCCAUGACAGGCGCACGUCCAUGUUGUGAAGCCUCCAUUUUGGACGUGGGUUGUAAGGUACUGCGCAGGAGCGGGCUUGUUUGCAAGCAGCAGGGAUUGUGCGCGAUGGCUGAGCCCGCGGGCGUUGCGCGUCUGUCCACAGCAACACCGUCCUGAUGCCAGUGGCUGCGGUCGCGGUUGAUUGGAAGUUGGUUGACAUGGCGGCAAGUUAGGGCCGUGAUGGAUGCUUGCCGAAGAACUAGGGCAUGAGAGACACAUAUGGCACGGUAACACCUGAGAAAGAUUACGCAACCUACGCGGCGGCGGAGACCCUUGAACGUACGUAAAGCAGUUGGUUUGCUGCAUGUGUCGUGGGGCCGGGCUGUACCAUCACGCUGUACCAUGUACGCUAUGCCGGCCGGCGGUAAGGCAAGUUUGACACCUGGUUGACACCAGCGCCGGCCUCGGCCAAAACAGCUUCGUGGUUUGGACGGGUAAGUUGCGGUUCGGAAGCGUCAAUAAGCUUGGGCAGACAUUGUGUGAGAGGCAGGUGUGGUGCGGCGCACGACGAGAGCAACACGGCUGUGUAUGCCCUUGUGUGUGGUCGAUCGUGGCGGUGGUCAAGUCCACGGCUGGCCCAAGGAUGCACCUGGAGGUUGUUGCGUUGAGGCAGGUCUGUGCGUGCGUGCGUGUGUGUAUGUCCCGCUUUGACUCGGGAUCAGGGGGGUAAGAAUCCCGCAGACGCCCCACACCCUUGAAAUGGAAUGAGGUUGACGAGAGCGUUCAUUCAGAAUUUCGGGCCCUAUGGGCCCUCAAAGGCGAGGGUCGGUCGUCACGGUGUGCCGGACACUUUCGUCUGGGCCUCAUAAGACAGCCGGGCAAGUAGUCCAGACCGCAGGGCCCCUAUCUUAAUGUCUCCAGACAUUAUUCGGCCAUUUUGGCCGUUUCCUAGACAUUCCUCCCAGGGGCUAAUGUCUGGGGCGAGACUUUGUUGGCCCGGGUUUGGGGCGGGUUAUGUCCGAAUUCCUAUGGAGAAGUCCCCAAACCGCCA
Molecule: messenger RNA, 2856 nt
Organism: Chlamydomonas reinhardtii
Lineage: Eukaryota; Viridiplantae; Chlorophyta; Chlorophyceae; Chlamydomonadales; Chlamydomonadaceae
Exons: 6
Coding region: 175-1698 (507 amino acids)
Molecular function (GO): zinc ion binding; DNA binding
Source: RefSeq, a predicted model, not a curated record